CGUAUCCGCACGGAGCACCCGGAACACAAGACAACAAACUGGGCAUCCACACACGCUCAACGAGUAGUAGCCGGGCCAGCAGUUUACAACUUGCAGAAGGGAAAAAAACAAAAAAACAAAGAGAUUCAAAUCUUGUUCUUUUUUUUUUUGUGGGUUCAAAUCGCCUACGGAAGAAAAAAUUUUUUUCUUCUUGAAAAAGUGUAACAGAUGAGCGGGCCGGUCCGCGCUUUGUGUUCCAACAGCCUCUACGUUAUUGGAAGCAAUUUUCAGUUGGGAAUUGUUUUUUAACUACCACGAAAGUAAAAAGGCUAAAAGGAAAAAAAAUAAAAGGGCAAAGUUGAGCCGGUUAUUUGUCUACGAGAGAACAAGCGAUUAUUCAUCAUGUCCGAGUUUCUUUACGGUCUAAAAGAUCGGGCAAUGUCAAGCUUGUCCACUUUCCGGCGAGGAGCCAAUUACGAAGAGUUCGAGAUGCCCAAGAUGAGGAACCUCAAAAACAUCAAACCAAAUCCGUUUAGCAAGCAAGAAGAUGAGAAGGGAUUCAUUACGACCGAUGGCGGCGGCACCGGAAUGGGAGAGCUCGGAUCGCCCGAAUCGCUGCCGGAGCUGGAACGGCCACCUUUACGCAAAAUCGACCAGUACAUCCGACCAGAUUGUCCCUGUUGCAGCAUGUCGAAAAGAUACACAGUGGCAUUUAUGGCUAGCAUCGGUUUUUUGAUCUCGUUUGGUAUUCGAUGCAAUUUGGGUGUUGCCAUCGUUCAGAUGACGGCCAACAAUACCGAAACUGGCAUGCCAGAAUUUGAUUGGACCAAAAGGACGAUUGGCCUAGUAGAUUCAUCUUUCUUUUGGGGCUACCUGAUCACCCAAGUCCCAGGAGGUUUCCUCGCUUCCAAAUACGCUGCUAACAAGGUAUUCGGAUCGGCCAUCGCCGUGUCGGCUUGUCUUAAUAUGCUCCUACCCGGCGCGGCCAAAAUCCAUCCAGUCGUGUUUACCCUCGUUCGCAUCCUCCAAGGGCUGGUCGAGGGAGUCACAUAUCCGGCGUGUCACGGUAUUUGGAGGUGGUGGGCUCCUCCACUGGAACGAUCUCGACUGGCUACUUUAGCUUUUUGCGGGUCAUACGCAGGUGCUGUAGUUGGAAUGCCUUUGUCCGGAUGGCUGACGGAUGGCAUUAGCUGGCAAGCACCCUUCUACUUCUACGGUGCAUUCGGUAUCAUUUGGUACGUUUUCUGGGUGUGGCUAUCGUUUGAGAAACCUUGUCUGCAUCCGACCAUUACGCCCAGCGAGCGCCUGUACAUCGAAGAAUCAUUGUCGCAUGUACAGCGCACCAUUCCCAACUUCUUUACGACUCCAUGGCGGUGCUUUUUCACGUCCAUGCCCGUCUACGCCAUCAUCGUUGCAAAUUUCUGCCGUUCGUGGACUUUCUACUUGCUUAUCCUUUCGCAGCCCAGUUAUUUCAGGCAAGUCUUCAAGUUCGACAUAGGAAAAGUGGGAGCUUUGGCUGCUCUUCCUCAUUUGGUCAUGACAAUUAUCGUACCGAUUGGCGGACAAUUAGCCGAUCAUUUACGUCGCAACAAGAUCCUUUCGACGACAUCUGUACGCAAGAUUUUCAAUUGCGGAGGAUUCGGAAUGGAAGCUAUCUUCUUAAUGGUGGUGGCUUACACGCGCGACACGACCAUAGCGAUCACUACCCUGACUUUGGCCGUCGGUUUCAGCGGUUUCGCUAUAUCAGGUUUCAACGUCAAUCACUUGGAUAUUGCUCCGCGCUAUGCUAGUAUCCUGAUGGGUAUUUCCAACGGUGUCGGUACCCUAUCGGGAAUGUUUUGUCCCAUCGUGGUCGAGUCGCUCACCAAAAACGAACUACCAGAGGAGUGGCAGACUGUCUUUGUCAUAGCGUCGGUGAUUCACUUCCUGGGCGUGGGUUUUUAUGCAGUGUUCGCGUCUGGCGAACUACAGCCAUGGGCUGAACCUAAAGAUGAUGAAGAAGAUGUGCCAGCUUUGCCAGCACCGGCCACAGCGUGGAAUCCAUUCGAUUCUCAGCAAAAACCGCAGUAUAAUGGAGAGCCUAACUACGCCUCUACGGAGAUGACGCCAGCUGUUCAGGGUAGCAACAAUCCUUUCAACGGUCGAUUACAUUCCUAUGGAGCCACUGCUGACUAUUCCUAUCAACAACAGCAGGCUCCGCCCAGACCGCCCUAUCCUAAUCCAGGAUCAUUCCCCGCAGAUUUCUCCAAUGUUCAACAGGUUCAACCAGCUGCUCAGGACAGUUACAUGCACGGAACUCUACAAGACAGGAAUUACUAGAUAGCUAGGAAGCAAGAAGGAAAAGAUUUACAUGAUUUCAACCCCAAAAAAAAUAUCUAUUAUGAAAGAAAGUGAUUUACAUUUACUUAUAAUCUUGAUCAGUGGACUAUUUCUCAAGAACUUUUUCUUAAAAAAAAACAAACAAAAGAAAAGCAAAACAAAAAAAAAAUUGAUGUAUCUGCUGUUAAACGAUUGUUUCUUAUUUGUUCUAUGAGUGACGUUAACCGGUUUGUUUCAUAAUUGUGGCAAUAACUCGAUGUUUUCUAUUUCUUUUAUUCAAUUUUCGUGUCUACGUAUACAUACAUGUUCGCGUGCAGGUUCCUCCACCCGUUUAAUUUUACGUCAAACAAUAGUCAAAUUUCCUCUUUCGCUGCAGUAUUCCGUAAACUAAAGCUUUCUUGCAUCAAAUUCCAAUCUCUUAAAUUUAUUCAACAGAAGCCAUGUUUCAUAUAUACAUGUUGGAUUUGUAUGUUUUGCUGUUAUUACUGUUAUGAGUGAAAAUUUAGAAAAUUUAAGAUAAGAGACAAAAAAAUAUACAAGUUCAAAACGACA
This is a messenger RNA of Daphnia carinata, 2850 nucleotides long. Its product is annotated as vesicular glutamate transporter 1-like. Gene Ontology annotation, molecular function: neurotransmitter transmembrane transporter activity; L-glutamate transmembrane transporter activity. The transcript is spliced from 12 exons. The record is from RefSeq and is a predicted model, not a curated record. Gene Ontology annotation, biological process: synaptic transmission, glutamatergic; monoatomic anion transport; neurotransmitter loading into synaptic vesicle. The coding region runs from base 382 to 2298 and encodes 638 amino acids. Gene Ontology annotation, cellular component: synaptic vesicle membrane; excitatory synapse. Lineage: Eukaryota; Metazoa; Arthropoda; Branchiopoda; Diplostraca; Daphniidae.